Linum tenue is the source of this 2432-nucleotide messenger RNA. NCBI's taxonomy places the organism in Eukaryota, Viridiplantae, Streptophyta, Magnoliopsida, Malpighiales, Linaceae. The record is from the annotation of a GenBank genome assembly.
CACCCAAAUCAUUCAUAAAAUCCUUGGCCAAAUCCACCAAGCCGAUUAUGUCUCGCAAGAUCUGACUUUUGCUGGUUUACUUAUUUCUUACACGCCGCCGGUCGCCGGACUUACCCCUCUCCCAACUUCGCCGACUCAUCAGUUUGAGAUAGCUGCCCUCUCUGUAGCUAAAAAGAGAAGACACGAAAGGCUACCUGGGAUUUACUUUCCUAUCUGACGCUCGCCGGCCAUCGAGAGCUUUCCGAAAUGGAAGAGUUCAAGACAGCAAUCCUUCAGCCUGGGUCUCCUGAGAAUUUCGCUCUUCAAACUGUUCAAGAGUUUAUCAAACCUCAGAGGCAAACAAAAUUAGUGCAAGAUGAGAAUCAGUUGUUGGAAAACAUGCUCCGAACAUUACUUCAAGAGCUUGUGUCUUCAGCAGCACAGUCAGGGGAGCCAAUAAUGCAGUAUGGGCAAUCAAUUGAUAACGAAGAAAGUUCUCAGGGCCUAAUCCCUCAUCUCUUAGAUGUUGUGCUUUAUCUCUGUCAGAGAGAACAUAUUGAAGGUGGAAUGAUAUUUCAGCUGUUGGAAGACUUGACUGAAAUGUCCACCAUGAGGAAUUGCAAAGACGUAUUUGGCUACAUAGAGGGUAAACAGGACAUACUUGGGAAGCAAGAACUUUUUGCUCGUGGAAAACUUGUCAUGUUGAGGACUUGUAAUCAACUUCUUCGACGCCUCUCAAAGGCAAAUGAUGUUGUUUUCUGUGGACGAAUUCUCAUGUUUCUCGCACACUUUUUCCCAUUAUCAGAGCGUUCAGCGGUUAACAUUAAAGGAGUUUUCAACACAUCAAAUGAGACGAAGUAUGAAAAGGAUCCACCAGAAGGCAUUUCUAUUGACUUCAACUACUACAAAACAUUGUGGAGUUUACAGGAAUUCUUUUGCAACCCUGCCUCCUUAACUGUUUCGCCAGCCAAGUGGCAGAAAUAUACAUCUAGUCUAAAGGUUGUGUUGGAUACCUUUGAAGCACAACCGUUGAGUGAGGAAGAAGGAGAUGCAAAUAAUUUGGAGGAAGAGGCAGCAUCUUUCAACAUAAAGUAUCUUACUAGCAGUAACUUGAUGGGACUAGAGUUAAAAGAUCCGAGCUUCCGCCGCCAUGUUCUUGUACAGUGCCUUAUACUUUUUGAUUAUCUUAAGGCUCCUGGUAAAACUGACAAGGAUGUCACUUCUGAAACUAUGAAAGAAGAGAUAAAAUCCUGCGAGGAGCGUGUGAAGAAAUUACUGGAGAUGACUCCUCCUAAAGGAAAAGAUUUUCUUCGCAAGAUUGAGCAUAUAAUAGAACGUGAAAAAAACUGGGUCUGGUGGAAGCGUGACGGAUGCCCUCCAUUUGAAAAACAACCAGCAGAGAAGAAAUCAGUCCAGGAAGGAAAUAGGAAACGUAGACCGAGGUGGAGGUUGGGAAACAAAGAACUAUCUCAAUUGUGGAAAUGGGCAGACCAAAAUCCUAAUGCUUUGACUGACCCUCAGCGUGUUCGGACUCCUUCAAUCACGGAAUAUUGGAAACCCUUGGCUGAAGAUAUGGACCCGGCAGCUGGAAUUGAAGCAGAAUAUCACCACAAGAACAACAGGGUAUAUUGCUGGAAAGGUCUGCGGUUCUCAGCAAGGCAGGACCUCGAGGGUUUUUCAAAAUUCACUGACCUUGGUGUUGAAGGAGUAGUUCCUCUAGAAAUUCUGGCACCCGAUGUCCGAUCCAAGUACCAGGCUAAACCGAGUGACAGAUCUAAGCGUGCCAAGAAGGAAGAAGCCAAGGGUGGGCCACAACCACCAGAAGAAGCUCAGGCUGCAAGUGAGAACGAUGGUGAAGGUGCUAGGCCAGUUGAUGUUGAAGCCUCGGCAGCGCCAAUGGAGACAGAUGCAGCAACUGUAAACACUUCCCAAGAUGGUGGUAGUCCUCCAACACCGGAGGAGGAACAUAAGCAGAACUCCGAUACUGAUGUGGGUCAAGAAGCAGGGCAACUCGAAACCGAUGGACCACUUGAACAGGAUGGCGAAGCAGUAGAAACAGGGACGGGUGACGGGGAGACCGACGCUGAGGCAGAUAUAGAAGCUGUGAGCUGAAUUAUCUCUCUAUUGUGGUGAUACCAGAAGCGUAAGAGCUCGGACAUGAAUGUGUCGGCAAAAACAGUGACGAUGGCACUUGAUUCUCUUCCAACCAUGACCCAAACAGUAAUGACAUAAUAAUGACAGCAAAUAUUCUGUAAUGUCAUUUUAUGUUAGCACCUUAUAUGUUAUAACAUAACCAGAAAUCUUUACCGUUCCAUUAUGCAGAUUGGAAUCGACGGGUUGUAGUAAGAAAAAAAAUGUACUUUGUGGGUAAUAUUAUGAAAUACGUGUAAUGUUUAGAAUACAAUUUUUCAAACCAUGAUAUAUUUGAAUUAUAACAUUUCAAACAUGAUUAA